This is a messenger RNA of Chelonia mydas (Green sea turtle), 2723 nucleotides long. It is a transcript of the gene ANXA5, whose product is annotated as annexin A5. Gene Ontology annotation, molecular function: calcium ion binding; calcium-dependent phospholipid binding. The transcript has 13 exons. Lineage: Eukaryota; Metazoa; Chordata; Testudines; Cheloniidae. Bases 1198 to 2163 code for a protein of 321 amino acids. Gene Ontology annotation, cellular component: cytoplasm. The record is from RefSeq and is a predicted model, not a curated record. Gene Ontology annotation, biological process: negative regulation of coagulation.
AGUACAUUUGUUGUCUGUUUUCUGAAAAGUACCGCUAAUUGCAACCUCCCAGACCAUGGGAAGGCUGUCGUUUAAAGGCAAUCCUGAGUGAGCCUCCUUGUGACAUAUAAAGAAGGCCCAAAACAUAUUUUUCAUUUCUGUUGUUUUUGCCCCCAUUAGAAAUGUAAGUGUGGGCUACCCGGUGUUUUCUGGCCAAAUAUCAAGGCAGUAAGACUGUGCAUGGGACGGAGGGGAAAGGGGUUUUAGUCAGCCUCUUUAAAACUUAUUUUUGAUUGGUUACUCCCUAUUGGUAUUACCAACACCAGACAAGGCGGGGAGGAAAGAUUGGGUACAUGCUCCGGGUCUCCAUAGCUUGUAUGGGGAGAGUUAGGCGCCAAGAAGGGGAUAUACAGAAGCCAACAAUCUGAGUAAGGGGCUGCCUAAGCUAGCUGAGGGUGGGAUGCAGAGGAAAGGGAUGAGGCUUAGGGUCCAGAUCCACUAAGGCAGUGUUCUUCACUGCAAGGCCCACAAGCCAGUGACGGCUCCCCUUGACCCCAUGUUAAAGGCUUGACCCCAUCUCCUUGUCAUCCGUGGCUGAGAAACCCUGGCUCCAUCCAGUGGUUGGCUUUCCAAGAAGGACAUUCAGGAGCAAAAACCCGUGAAGACUUGAGAGUACUUAGUUGUUUUUUUAAACCCCAGGCCCCAUCUCCCCCAGCCUGCCUAUCUUGCCCCUGUGUGCCUCAUCCCUUAGCUAAACCAGACAGCUGUGUAGGGCUGCUACCAUUUGUGUACGGGGCAAAGUAAGCGCAGCGUUACUCCCGAGGCGCCGCUCUCUGUCGGAGCCCAGCACGGCCGAGGGGGAGGGGAGAGGACGCAGAGACCAGCAGGCCCCUUGGCCCAGCGCGCGAGGCGAAGCCGGCCCGAGACAAGCUCCCCGGGCCCGGGGGAUUCCAGCGCUGGCCGCCCAGCAGCGGGCUGCGCAGGCCGAGCUCGGCCCGGCGGGGGCGGGGGAUGUGACAUGAGCACCGGGCGUGGCCGGCGUUGCGGGGGCUGAGGCUCUUCGUUGCUCCGUGUAACUCGUAGCUGCUACAGCGCGCCAGGCUCGUGUCCGCACCCGGGGACAUCCGCGGCUGAGCUGCCCGGGGGAACGCCGGACGCGCCCUGUCUCUCUUGCAGCCCUUGCACGCUCGCUUUCCUGCCCACUGAUCCUCAGGAGCCAUGGCAAAGCUCUCAAGAGGCACCGUGAAGGACUUUGCUGGUUUUGAUGCCAGAACUGAUGCUGAGACUCUCCGUAAAGCAAUGAAAGGAUUGGGUACCGAUGAAGAGGCUGUCCUGAAGAUCCUUACUAGCAGAAGCAAUGCUCAACGCCAACAAAUUGCAGCGGCUUUUAAAACCUUAUUUGGCAGGGAUCUUGUAGAUGACCUGAAAUCAGAACUGACUGGCAAAUUUGAAACCCUGAUGGUGGCUUUGAUGAGACCAGCGCGACUUUUUGAUGCCCAUGAACUGAAGCAUGCCAUUAAGGGAGCAGGGACCAACGAGAAAGUGCUGACUGAAAUUCUUGCCUCCAGAACAACUGCAGAGCUGCGGAAUGUAAAACAAGUUUAUCUGGAAGAAUAUGAAGCCAACUUAGAAGAUCAUAUCACAGGAGACACAACAGGUUACUAUCAGAGGAUGCUAGUAGUCCUUGUUCAGGCUAAUAGAGACCCUGAUGGAAGAAUUGAUGAGGGUCUGGUUGAGCAAGAUGCUCAGGUCUUAUUUAAGGCUGGAGAGCUGAAAUGGGGAACAGAUGAAGAAAAGUUCAUCACCAUCUUGGGAACUCGAAGUGUCUGUCACCUAAGGAAGGUGUUUGACAAAUACAUGACCAUCUCUGGCUUUCAAAUUGAAGAAACCAUUGACCGUGAAACCUCUGGGGAUCUGGAGAAGCUGCUUCUGGCAAUUGUGAAAUGUGUCCGAAGUGUACCUGCCUAUUUUGCUGAAUCUCUCUUUUAUGCCAUGAAGGGAGCUGGCACCGAUGAUGAUACUUUGAUCAGAAUCAUGGUUUCGAGGAGCGAAAUUGAUCUGCUGGACAUUAGACGUGAAUUCAGAAAGAAUUUUGCGAAAUCUUUGCAUCAUAUGAUUCAGAAAGAUACAUCUGGAGACUUCAGGAAAGCACUCUUGCUCCUCUGCGGUGGAGAUGAUGAGUAACACUGUCUGUGAUAUGAAGGAUUCAGUCCUGCUCCCACCUUGCAGCCCCUCAGUUAGCAUGUCUAGCUAUGUUUUGCAUGUUAGUGCUUUGUAGCAGCUUAGAGCCACACUAUCAUCCUAAUGGUUAAAAAGACCCAAUGAACAUCUUGUUAUUGAAGUUAUAUGCAGUCUUUCUUCUUACCGGCAUCCAAGUAGAAGUCUGUCUAUCCCAGCCCGCAGGAGUUUAUGAAGUGGCUGUUAUGAUUAUGCGAGUGUUCUCGUCUUCAUGGAAGAUAGAUUCUUGGCUUAAUGCACAAUUUUUUUAGAUGUUUUGCUGAAGCAGAGAAAAUCCACACAUUCCAAGAAGAAUUGAAAGAAAAUUUAGUCCUUAACCUUUUUUUAAACUUCAUUUAUGGUAACUCAUUUUAAUGGAAAUAUUAAGGUAGCUUUAAAGUUGUGAACUAAGGAAAAAUAUCUUUCAUGUAUAAUAAUAUAUAUUUGGUGCUAUUAGAAUGAAUCUGCUAAGCAACAAUGUGAGCUAUCAAUGGAAACAUAACAUACCAAUAAACUUCCCUCCCCAA